Molecule: messenger RNA, 888 nt
Organism: Durio zibethinus
Lineage: Eukaryota; Viridiplantae; Streptophyta; Magnoliopsida; Malvales; Malvaceae
Source: RefSeq, a predicted model, not a curated record
AUGGAACUUUCCAGUCAAGUAGGGGAGAUCCCCAUUCCAUUGAACAGUUCAUAUGGUGGGGGACAUGGGCAUGGGCAUGGGCACGGGCACAUGAUCCAUCAUGAUCCUGCACCCCACAACCAUAUCAUACCUUCCUCAGCACCCCAAAUCCCUUCCACUGGCCCCUCCUUGUCCACAAACCUAGAUGAUCAUGUGCCCUACAAGAAAGUGGUCAGGUACAGAGAGUGCCUCAAGAACCAUGCAGCAGCCAUGGGAGGCAAUGCCACUGAUGGCUGUGGUGAGUUCAUGCCCAGUGGUGAGGAGGGUACCAUUGAAGCACUGAAUUGCUCAGCCUGUAACUGCCACAGAAACUUCCACCGAAAAGAAAUUGAAGGUGAGCCCUCUUCAUGUGAUUUUUACCCAUUGCAUGGCCCACAUCUCAGCAGGGUUGGAAGGAAAGUCAUCUUAGGUCACCACAAGAGUAUCCUACCUCCUGAGGCUCUAGGGUACCCUACAGGUACUCUUAUACACUCAAGAGCAGCACCAACACCCCACCAGAUGAUAAUGUCCUACAACAUGGGCUCCCUCCCUUCAGAGUCUGAUGAACAAGCCGAAGAUGGUGGUGGGUUAGUGGGCAGGCCAGCCCAGGUAAUGAAGAAAAGGUUUAGGACAAAGUUCACACAGGAACAGAAGGAGAAAAUGCUUGACUUUGCAGAGAAAGUUGGGUGGAAAAUCCAAAAGCAAGAAGAAGCUGUUGUGCAACAGUUCUGCCAAGAGAUUGGAGUGAAAAGAAGAGUCCUCAAGGUAUGGAUGCACAAUAACAAGCACAGUCUAGCCAGGAAAAACCCUUCUUCCACCGCCGCUGUUACUACUACUGCUACUACUACUACCACUAUUACUGCUCCGUGA